GUGGCAACCGCGCUCCAGAAAGAUUUGCACUACACCGUGGAUGAGAAGAACAUGAACGCCGUGCUGACUGACCUGGGCGAGAAAGUCGCGCAAGAUCUGCUUGGUGUUGAGAACCUUUGGGAGCCUGAGGAGGCGUGGAUCCUUUACGUGUUGAACGCAGUCAAGGCCAAGGAGCUUUUCCAGCUCGGCGAGGAGUACAUUAUCCGCGAUGGCCAGGUGGCCAUUGUGGAUACCUUCACGGGCCGAGUCCUGGAGGGCCGCCGAUGGUCGGAUGGCAUGCACCAGGCCAUCGAGACCAAGGAAAACAUCGACGUGAGUGUGCGAUCCCAGGUUUCUGCGCAGAUCACUUACCAGUCCCUCUUCCGCCUCUUCCCCCGACUUUGUGCCAUGACGGGCACAGCGCUGACAGAGUCAGCGGAGUUCGAGGAGAUCUAUGGCUUGCGCUGCACUGGCAUCCCAACUGCCCGGCCCAUGGUGCGCCGUGAUUACCCCGACGUGGUGUACAAGACCGAGGAGGCCAAAGUCAAUGCCAUCGUUGAGGAGAUCAUCUUGAACAAUCAGCGAAACGGACGCCCCGUUCUCAUCGGAACCGCCAACGUGAAGAUGUCCGAGGCUAUCGUGACACGAUUGCGCGAGGCUGGCGUCGAGCCGCAGCUGCUCAACGCCCGGCCCGAGUCCAUCGCGCGUGAGAACGAGACAAUCUCGCAGGCGGGCCGGCUGGGCAUGGUCACAGUGUCCACCAACAUGGCCGGGCGAGGAACGGACAUCAUCCUGGGUGGCAACCACUCCCAGAUGGCGGCCUU
Messenger RNA from Symbiodinium pilosum, 803 nucleotides. The record is from the annotation of a GenBank genome assembly. NCBI's taxonomy places the organism in Eukaryota, Dinophyceae, Suessiales, Symbiodiniaceae.